Leopardus geoffroyi (Geoffroy's cat) is the source of this 1339-nucleotide messenger RNA. RefSeq names its product epididymal sperm binding protein 1 (gene ELSPBP1). Gene Ontology annotation, molecular function: heparin binding. Lineage: Eukaryota; Metazoa; Chordata; Mammalia; Carnivora; Felidae. The transcript is spliced from 7 exons. The coding region runs from base 173 to 841 and encodes 222 amino acids. Gene Ontology annotation, cellular component: cell surface. The record is from RefSeq and is a predicted model, not a curated record.
CCCUCUCUGGGGAAGCUGUGGUGUCUUCCUACCGACAGGUUGGGGCCAGAACAGUCGGGCCAGUCCCCAAAUAAUCCAGAGAUUUGGUGAGCAGAACUUUAAAGAGGGCUCGUGGAGACAGCUAGGGCCAAGAAGGACUCUCUCAAAGUCCAGAAAGAAGAGGCCAGUUGCGAUGAAUCAAUGGUCCAGUUACCUGCUGGGAUGGAUGACCUUCCUCUACAUCUGGGAGACAAGUGGAGGUCAGAAGGAUUCAUGUGUGUUUCCCUUCGUCUACAAGGGGUCUACUUACUUCUCUUGUAUCAAAACCAACAGUCUGUCCCCUUGGUGUUCGACAAAAGCCGUUUACGAUGGGCAGUGGAAGUACUGUAUGGAGGAGGAUUACCCACGAUGCAUCUUCCCCUUCAUCUAUCGAGGAAGGUACCAUAACAACUGCAUCACAGAGGGUGGCUUCUUCAGAAAGCUGUGGUGUUCCGUCACCUCCAGCUUUGAUGAGAAGCAGCAGUGGAAAUACUGUGAAACAAAUGAGUAUGGGGGAAAUUCUUUCAGCAAGCCCUGUGUCUUCCCCUCCGUCUACAGAAAUAGCAUGAUCUUUGAAUGCAUUGAGAGUGAAAGCAACAGACUGUGGUGCCCGACCACGGAGAACAUGGAUGAGGACGGGAAGUGGAGCCUCUGUGCCGACACUAGAAUUUCUUCACUGGUUCCUGGCUUUCCCUGCCACUUCCCAUUCAACUACAAAAACAAGAAUUAUUUUAACUGUACCAGCAAAGGAUCGAAGCACAACCUUACGUGGUGUGCAACCUCUUACAACUAUGACCAGGACCACACCUGGGUGUACUGCUGAUGCAAAGGGGAGGAGAAACAUCUUCAGAGGAAGACGGACAUACCAAGUGUGGAACCUGCUUCAUCUUUUCCUUUCGAGCUUAAUCACCUUUAGAAAUACCUUGUCCGCCAUUUUGCUUAAUCACUUGGUCCUUUGUGAAGAACAGAGGGGGGAAUUGUGGCCUAAACACCAGUAAAGGAGCCCACAGUUAACCCCCCAUGGGGCUGCCUUUGUGCUUCCUGGAAUGGGAUUCGGUGAGGGACCUGGAAUGCAUGGUGAAUCUCCUGGUAGGAGGUCAGAUUCUCAGCCCAAGGGCCCCUUGGAAGGAACUGCAUCCUGCUAUCUCUUUCCUGGAAACCAUAGAUUUGGGUGGAGCAUUUUUAGGUACUUAUGAAAUCAUUAAUAAAUAAAUUAGUAAGUAAACAUAGGGUAGAAAGUUCAUUGCAAGGGGGCCCCUGGGUGGCUCAGUCGGUUAGGGGUCCGACUUCGGCUCUGGUCAUGAUCUUGCGGUCCGUGAGU